CGCUUCUUCUCCGAUCCAUUCCAAAUCUCUCUCUCUCGUUUUCAAGUUUUCGUUUGGAUCAUUUCGCCGUUAUGGUGAAGCUGAGACAGUCGCAGAGAUUUCAGACGAGGAGAUGGUCGACGUUAAUGCUGGUUCUGUUGAUGCUUUUCAUGUUAACGAUCGUUCUCUUGAUGCUUUUGUCUUUUGGUGUUUUCUCUCUUCCGAUUAAUAACUACGACGAAUCUUAUCCGAACGAUCUCUCUUCUUUCCGACGAGCUGCAAUUGACAGAAGUGAGGGACUUGGGAAGAGAGGAGAUCAAUGGACUGAGAUUCUUUCUUGGGAGCCAAGAGCUUUCCUCUACCACGGUUUCUUGUCGAAGGAAGAAUGUGAAUAUUUAAUCAGUCUUGCAAAACCACAUAUGGUGAAGUCAACUGUUGUUGAUAGCCAAACCGGCAAGAGCAAAGAUAGCAGGGUGCGAACAAGCUCAGGGACUUUCCUUAGGAGAGGAAGAGAUAAAGUCAUUAAGACGAUUGAGAAAAGAAUUGCUGAUUAUACCUUUAUUCCAGCAGAACAUGGAGAAGGACUUCAGGUUCUUCAUUACGAAGAAGGGCAGAAGUAUGAACCUCACUAUGAUUACUUUGUUGACGAGUUCAAUACUAAGAAUGGAGGUCAACGCAUGGCUACAGUGCUCAUGUAUCUGUCGGAUGUUGAAGAAGGCGGCGAAACGGUGUUCCCUGCUGCCAAAAUGAAUUUCAGUUCUGUGCCAUGGUAUAAUGAGCUCUCUGAGUGUGGGAAAAAGGGACUUUCCGUUAAGCCGAGAAUGGGUGAUGCAUUGCUCUUCUAUAGCAUGAGGCCUGAUGCUACACUAGAUCCCUCAAGCUUGCAUGGUGGAUGUCCUGUGAUUAAAGGGAACAAAUGGUCAUCUACCAAAUGGAUGCAUGUCGGCGAGUACAAAAUCUAGCGUGUUUGAUUACUGUAUACUGUUUCGUAGAUGGUGGAUGAAAUGCAACUUUAGAACCAGAAAUUGCAAGAGAGAUGUUUGUUUAGUCUUUUUUUGUCCCUGCGGCUCAGUGUAUUGGUCAGCAUCCUUCUUUGUUUUGAUGGGAUUCAGAGGUUUGUAUAUGUAGAGAAUACCAAAAGAUGGAACUUGUUAGACUAAAUUAGGAUGGAUUAGAGAUACUCUUGCUCAUUGGGGUAUACGUACCAUCAGCUUACGUCUGUCAUUUGAUGUGAAUUAUUAUGACAUUAUCAUAUAUACAAACUGUUGUUAUCUUUAUAGAAAAGCUGAUUUGUU
Molecule: messenger RNA, 1274 nt
Organism: Eruca vesicaria subsp. sativa (arugula)
Lineage: Eukaryota; Viridiplantae; Streptophyta; Magnoliopsida; Brassicales; Brassicaceae
Source: the annotation of a GenBank genome assembly